AUGUCAGCAACGCCUCGCAAGCCUGGAACCCCCGGCAGCAAAUCAUCGACCGCAGAUCCGCCCUCAACCAACGGGUCCACCACACGAGGACAUGCACGCUCGCCCAGCGCUGCUACCAACGGCCUCAACCGCUCUCCUUCCCUUCGAGGUUCAACGCCUGUCUCUGCGCGCGCCGCUGCACGAAAACCCGGCCGAUCAAACCUGAGCAUGUCCAACGUCCCGCGCAUUAACAACGACCCCUCCGACGAGGAGGCGCGGGCCCAAAAUGCCGCUCUCAUUGAGGAGCUGCGGGCGCAGCUCCAGAAGGCCGAGACGGCUUCUGAGCAAUAUCAGAAGCAACUGGGUGUUUUGCAAAUGCGCCUCGACGAGGCCGUUAGUGAGCAAGGAAAGCUGGAGGACCAAGCCCAUGAGAAGGAUACUCGACUGGAGGCGUUGAAUAGCGAGAUUCGGGAUCAGGCCCGCCAGAUUCGGGAUCUUGAACAGAACCAUGAGUUGGAGCGGAAUGCGAUGCUGCAGGAGAAGGAGCAGCAGACAAGUCGGGAGGAAGAGUUGCAGGCCACUAUCCAGCGGUUAAAGGACUCGGUGGCGCAGAAGAGCAUGCCCGUAAACGCAGAGGGUGAGCGUCAGAUUUCCAGAUCCUCGAGCUUCCGUAACAGAUCUUCGCCCGAUGUCGAUGGCCAGUUCGCCCCUUCGUCGCAUCUCGAGCGCAGCCCCUCCCGCAACAACUCCAACCUUCUUCUCCAGAAAGAUAAGCUUAUCGAGUCUUUGCGACUCGAACUGGCUGAACACCAGAUCAAGUUGGUGGAGAUGGAGAAUGCAGGUGGAGGUCGGCAACGUGAGCUCGAGAAGGAUCUUUUGGAGGCUCGGAUGGCGAACGCUCGUCUCAUGGAAGAUAACGAGAGCUAUCAACUCUUGCUUAGCGAGAAGACUCUCACGGGAGACUUCCAUAAGGGUGACUUUAUGCAGCAUGCUCAUCCCGAUAAGCAGUCUAGCAGUGGAUUAGGCUCUCUCGCAGACGAACUCGAGUCUGUCGAUGAAGCGCCAGAGACCGAAGCCAGUGGCAAGUUGGACGCCGAGGUCAAGGCUCUCAGAGAUCAGAACAAGGCUCUGACACUCUACAUCGAGCGGAUUAUUAGCCGCGUGUUGCAGCAUGACGGUUUCGAGCACGUUCUUGACCGGAAUGAGGAUGAAGGUGGUUCCAAGGCUACCAAGCUCGGAGAGAAGGAGUUGCCCCCUACGCCUCCAGAGAAAGAUGAUGCAUCCAGCCAGUCCUUCGUACAGCGGGCGAAAUCUGUUAUUGCAGGACCUCCUCGCUCCCAGCCUCGAUCCCGCCCAACCAGCAUGAUGCCCCCUCCCUCAUUACCACACACCAGUGCCAACGAGAACCCGGAUACGGCACCUAGCAUCCCAAUCCGAACUCAGUCAGUGCGAGCUAGCCACCGUCGUACUCGCUCAGAGCAAGUCGAUCCUAAUGCUGCCUCUGUUGUCGGGCACAUGUACCGCGGCCGGAACUCUGGUGGACCGAUGAGCCCGACUGGCAUGGGUCCCGGGUCGCGACAAAGCAUGUUCUCCGGCGCUGCCAGCUAUAUUUCCAGCCGCGCGCCAUCAAUGUCAAGUCAACCGGAUCGUGGUGGACGCAGCAGCUCGCCUAGUGUGAUCAGCGACAUCCACGGCGACACCAACUCAACGGGAGCCACUUCGAGCCCUCCUCGCUCUAGCAGCGGCAUGAACAACUACACAGGCGCAGUGAUGACGCAGAAUAAACUGCGGCCCCUGCGUUUGGUCAGCGACGCUGCCAAGCAGGAAGAGGAAGAGGCCGCUCGCAAGAAAGCCAACCGCGCGAGCUGGAUUCCGGGUUGGUUCAAGGGUCCCACUAACCCGGACGAGCAGCCACAGUCGCAGCCGCAGCCUUAG
This is a messenger RNA of Penicillium cataractarum, 1914 nucleotides long. RefSeq lists its product as uncharacterized. The coding region runs from base 1 to 1914 and encodes 637 amino acids. The record is from RefSeq and is a predicted model, not a curated record. NCBI's taxonomy places the organism in Eukaryota, Fungi, Ascomycota, Eurotiomycetes, Eurotiales, Aspergillaceae. The transcript has 2 exons.